Molecule: messenger RNA, 2120 nt
Organism: Diospyros lotus (date-plum)
Lineage: Eukaryota; Viridiplantae; Streptophyta; Magnoliopsida; Ericales; Ebenaceae
Product: protein IQ-DOMAIN 2-like
Exons: 6
Coding region: 326-1741 (471 amino acids)
Molecular function (GO): protein binding
Source: RefSeq, a predicted model, not a curated record
AUAAAGAAAAGAGGAAAGAGGAAAGAGGAAAGAGGAAAGAGGGAGAAAGUAAAAAUCUAUUAUGGGUUGGGUUGGACUAAUAAUUAAGUGGGGCAUCCAUCACAAGCAAGAACCAGCUGUUAUUGCUCAUAUUCUCAUCUUUGAAACUUUCUUGGCAAGAUCUGGUUUUUCUCUCCCUUUGGUCCCGAAGAGAGGGGGUCCAAUUUCUCAUCUUUUUGUUUGUGCAUAGAGAACUACAAGGAAAUUGUCAGUGCCAGAAGAAGAACUUCUGAGAGAUCUGGCAGCUUCGCUUACAGGACAAAUUGGGGAAUGAAUUGAUAUAUAGAUGGGGAGGAAAGGGAAAUGGUUUUCUUCGGUGAAGAAGGCUUUCAGUCCAGAGUCCAAGAAAGCAAAGAAGAAAUUGGCUGGGAAGGAAAAAUCUGCUGUUCUCGAUCCCUCGGCUUCAGAAACUAUCACAGUGUCUCAUCCUCUUCCUCUACCAGAAGAGGAGAAAUUGAUUGAAGAAGAGCUCGAACAAACUAAACAUACUUAUUCUGCUGCACAUACCACCAAUGUGGCAGCUGAGCCUUCCAUUGGAGCUGCUCAGGCUGCUGCAGAGGUUGUUCAAGUCACUGCCGUGGCUCAUUCAACAGGCAAAUUGAAGGAGAAACUUGCAGCAAUCAAAAUUCAAACUGCAUUCCGUGGAUACCUGGCAAGAAGGGCAUCAAAGGCUUUGAGAGGGCUUGUCAGGCUGAAAUCGCUGGUACAAGGACCCCCCAUAAAACGCCAAACCACAAAUGCCUUAAAAUGCAUGCAAACUCUAGCUCGUGUGCAAUCUCAAAUCCAAUCCCGGAGGAUUAGAAUGUCAGAGGAGAAUCAGGCACUCCAGAAACAGCUCCUACAAAAACGUGCAAAGGAACUUGCAAAUUUGCGGAUGGGAGAGGAAUGGGACGACACUCUACAGUCCAAAGAACGGAUUGAAGCAAACUUAUUAAGCAAGUUUGAGGCAGCCAUGAGAAGAGAGAGAGCACUUGCGUAUUCUUUCUCUCAUCAGCAAACCUGGAAGAAGUCUACAAGAUCUGCGCCUCUAAUGUUCAUGGACCCAAACAAUCCUCAAUGGGGUUGGAGUUGGUUAGACCGGUGGAUGGCAGCCCGUCCAUGGGAGACCCCAAGUUCAACUGAGAAGGAGCUCAACAAUGACCAAUCAUCCACAAAGAGUGCCAGCCUCGAUCAAUCCGGUGGGGAAAUCACCAAGGCCUAUGCUCGAUAUCAACUCGGUUCUGAUAAACCUUCGCCAACUACCACCAAAAAGCCUGCCCGUCCUUCUAGCCACCGGUCUCCUUCAACUCCCUCCCCAAAGGGAGCUCCUUCAAUGCUAACCAGGAAACUGAAGCCGGCCAGCCCCCGAGGGAGUGCCUUCGGCGCAGACGAUGAUGCAAAGAGCAUGUUAAGCGUGCAGUCAGAGAGGAGCCGGAGGCAUAGCAUUGCUGGCUCGUCAGUGAGGGAUUACGAGAGCCUGGGGAGCUCGCUAUCGGUUCCAAGUUACAUGGCACCAACCCAGUCAGCGAAAGCUAAACUGCGGAUGCAGAGUUCCCUGGGGUUGGAAAAUGGGACUCCUGACAAGGAACCGGCGGAGCCUGCAAAGAAACGGCUGUCGUUCUCGGCUUCGCCAAGGCGGCAUUCAGGUCCGCCUAAGGUUGACACCAGUACUGUCAUUGCGGAGCAUACUGCGGCGAAUGGAUCGGUGUCGGCCGCCACUUAGUUGCUUCUGAUCAAGAAGCAGAGAAGAAAAUAAGCCACCUGGGUUUCAGAAGAAGAAGAUAGAUACAUACAUACACCAUUUGGUUGGUGAAUUUGCCUCUGGGCUAUGUUAAAUUAUUUUCAGUUCAUUCAUUGCUUUUAGACUGUUUGGAUUGAGGGGUGAAAAUCAUUCAAUCUCUGGGUGAGUCUUUACCAUGCGAUUGAUUGCUUCAUAUAUGUAUAUCUUUCUUUCUCUGUGUCUCUCUCAUUGUUGUAUUGUGAAUGAUGGAUUCUAUAGGAGAGUGAACACGGUUCUGUUUCUCUUUGUUGCUUUCUUUGCAAUGUAAUAAAGCCAUUCGUUAUACCGUCCUCUUUAUACUAAAUUUUAUUUCAUUUAUUUA